Messenger RNA from Oncorhynchus nerka (sockeye salmon), 987 nucleotides. Its product is annotated as NADH dehydrogenase [ubiquinone] iron-sulfur protein 8, mitochondrial-like. Gene Ontology annotation, cellular component: membrane. The coding region runs from base 65 to 697 and encodes 210 amino acids. The transcript has 7 exons. Gene Ontology annotation, molecular function: 4 iron, 4 sulfur cluster binding; NADH dehydrogenase activity. The record is from RefSeq and is a predicted model, not a curated record. Gene Ontology annotation, biological process: mitochondrial electron transport, NADH to ubiquinone; mitochondrial respiratory chain complex I assembly. NCBI's taxonomy places the organism in Eukaryota, Metazoa, Chordata, Actinopteri, Salmoniformes, Salmonidae.
CCACGCCGAUUGCACUUCCUAAUUCGUCCGCUGUUCUGGUUUAGAAGGCCAAAUAGCGACAGGCAUGUCUGCAGCGUUGCGUGUACUAUAUUCUGUGUCCCUGCCAGGCACCAUUGCGGCUGGACACAAUCUUGUGCGUCCAAUCAGUCUGUCGGCCCAGAGAGAGGGAUUCAAGUAUGUGAAUGCUCAGGAUCUGCCCACAGACAUGAAGUCCAUAACAGACAGGGCCGCUCAGACUCUGCUAUGGACGGAGCUCUUCAGAGGAUUGGGCAUGACCAUGAGCUACCUGUUCAGAGAGCCGGCCACCAUAAACUACCCGUUUGAGAAGGGGCCCCUGUCUCCCCGUUUCCGUGGUGAGCACGCCCUGCGCAGGUACCCCUCUGGAGAGGAACGCUGCAUCGCCUGCAAGCUGUGUGAAGCCAUCUGCCCUGCCCAGGCCAUCACCAUUGAGGCAGAGCCCCGUUCGGACGGCAGCAGGAGGACAACGCGCUACGACAUCGACAUGACCAAAUGUAUUUACUGUGGCUUCUGCCAAGAGGCCUGUCCUGUUGAUGCCAUCGUGGAGGGCCCCAACUUUGAGUUUUCCACAGAGACCCAUGAGGAGCUGCUCUACAACAAAGAGAAACUGCUCAACAACGGAGACAAGUGGGAGGCCGAGAUCGCUGCCAACAUACAAGCUGAUUACCUCUAUCGAUAGACAGACAGGCUGGCUGACGCGCGCGCGCACACACACACACACACCGAUAGACUGAACCACCGUGCUCUGUUGACACACAUGAAACACACACUUCAGCCUCUUUGACACAGACACACGUCCAUCCAUACUGUACUGUUGAUCCAGAUCAGUGUUCACACCCAGACCUGUUUCCAGAGAUCCAGACAGCACUGUUUAUCUAUAUUGCAUAUAUCUAUACUGCAUAGAUAUAGAAUGUGACUUGGAUGAUUGGGACAAAAUAAACAGCAGGGAGCCACAGCUCUCCAGAACCA